Molecule: messenger RNA, 2690 nt
Organism: Porites lobata
Lineage: Eukaryota; Metazoa; Cnidaria; Anthozoa; Scleractinia; Poritidae
Source: the annotation of a GenBank genome assembly
AUGAGUAUACAGGGUAUACAGGGUAUACAGGGUAUACAAGGUAUACAGGGUAUACAGGGUAUACAGGGUAUACAGGGUAUACUGGGAGUACAUGGGUAUACAUGGAUAUACAGGGUAUACAGGGUAUACAAAGUACACAAGGUAUACAUGGCUAUACAGGGUAUACAUGGGUAUACAGGGUAUACUGGGAGUACAUGGGUAUACAGGGGUAUACAGGGUAUACAGGGUAUACAAGGUAUACAAGGUAUACAAGGUAUACAGGGUAUACAGGGUAUACAUGGGUAUAGAGGGUAUACAUAAGUAUACAGGGUAUACAGGGUAUACAUGGGUAUACAGGGGUAUACAGGGGUAUACAGGGUAUACAGGGUAUACAAGGUAUACAUGGGUAUACAGGGUAUACAUGAGUAUACAAGGUAUACAUGGGUAUACAGGGUAUACAUGGGUAUACAGGGUAUACAGGGUAUACAAGGUAUACAUGGGUAUACAGGGUAUACUGGGAGUACAUGGGUAUACAGGGGUAUACAGGGUAUACAGGGUAUACAGGGUAUACAAGGUAUACAAGGUAUACAGGGUAUACAGGGUAUACAUGGGUAUACAGGGUAUACAUAAGUAUACAGAGGUAUACAGGGUAUACAGGGUAUACAGGGUAUACAUGGGUAUACAGGGUAUACAUGAGUAUACAAGGUAUACAGGGUAUACAUGGGGAUACAGGGUAUACUGGGAGUACAUGGGUAUACAGGGGUAUACAGGGUAUACAGGGUAUACAGGGUAUACAUGGGUAUACAGGGUAUACAUGAGUAUACAAGGUAUACAGGGUAUACAUGGGUAUACAGGGUAUACUGGGAGUACAUGGGUAUACAGGGUAUACAGGGUAUACAUGGGUAUACAGGGUAUACAUGAGUAUACAAGGUAUACAUGCGUAUACAGGGUAUACAAGGUAUACAUGAGUAUACAGGGUAUACAUGAGUAUACAAGGUAUACAUGGGUAUACAGGGUAUACAAGGUAUACAUGAGUAUACAGGGUAUACAUGAGUAUACAAGGUAUACAUGGGUAUACAGGGUAUACAUGGGUAUACAGGGUAUACAUGAGUAUACAGGGGUAUACAGGGUAUACAGGGUAUACAGGGUAUACAUGGGUAUACAUGGGUAUACAGGGUAUACAAGGUAUACAAGGUAUACAUGGGUAUACAAGGUAUACAUGGGUAUACAAGGUAUACAAGGUAUACAUGGGUAUACAGGCUAUACAUGGGUAUACAGGGUAUACAGGGUAUACAUGGGUAUCCAGGGUAUACAUGAGUAUACAGGGGUAUACAGGGUAUACAGGGUAUACAAGGUAUACAAGGUAUACAGGGUAUACAGGGUAUACAGGGUAUACAUGGGUAUACAGGGUAUACAUGAGUAUACAGGGUAAACAGGGUAUACAUGGGUAUGGGUAUACAGGGGUAUACAGGGUAUACAGGGUAUACAGGGUAUACAGGGUAUACAUGGGUAUACAGGGUAUACAUGGGUAUACAGGGUAUACUAUACAUGGGUAUACAGGGGUAUACAGGGUAUACAAGGCAUACAAGGGUAUACAGGGUAUACAGGGUAUACAUGGGUAUACAGGGCAUACAUAAGUAUACAUGGGGGUAUACAUGGUAUACAGGGUACAGGGUACAGGGCAUACAGGGUAUACAGGGUAUACAGGGGUAUACAUGGGUAUACAGGGUAUACAUGGGUAUACAAGGUAUACAGGGUAUACAGGGUAUACAAGGGUAUACAGGGUAUACAGGGCAUACAGGGUAUACAGGGUGGGAGUACAUGGGCAUACAGGGUAUACAUGGGGUAUACAGGGUAUACAGGGUAUACAUGGGUAUACAGGGUACAUGGGUAUACAGGGUAUACAGGGGGAGUACAGGGUAUACAAGGUAUACAGGGUAUACAGGGUAUACAAGGGUAUACAGGGUAUACAUGGGUAUACAUGGGUAUACAGGGUAUACAGGGUAUACAGGGUAUACAGGGUAUACAUGGGUAUACAGGGUAUACAGGGUAUACAAGGUAUACAUGGGUAUACAGGAGGGCAUACAGGGUAUACAGGGUAUACAGGGUAUAAAGGGCAUGGGUAUACAGGGUAUACAGGGAGUACAUGGGUAUACAGGGGUAUACAGGGUAUACAGGGUAUACAGGGUAUACAUGGGUAUACAAGGGUAUACAGGGUAUACAGGGUAUACAGGGUAUACAUGGGUAUACAGGGUAUACAUAAGGUAUACAUGGGUAUACAGGGUAUACAGGGUAUACAGGGUAUACAGGGUAUACAUGGGUAUACAGGGUAUACAUGGGUAUACAAAGGUAUACAUGGUAUACAUACAGGGUAUACAUGGGUAUACAUGGUAUACAGGGGUAUACAGGGUAUACAGGGUAUACAGGGUAUACAUGGGUAUACAGGGUAUACAUGAGUAUACAAGGUAUACAUGCGUAUACAGGGUAUACAAGGUAUACAUGAGUAUACAGGGUAUACACGAGUAUACAAGGUAUACAUGGGUAUACAUGGUAUACAAGGUAUACAUGAGUAUACAGGGUAUACAUGAGUAUACAAGGUAUACAUGGGUAUACAGGGUAUACAUGGGUAUACAGGGUAUACAGGGUAUACAUGGGUAUACAGGGGUAUACAGGGUAUACAGGGUAUACAUGGUAUACAAGGUGUACAUGGG